Molecule: messenger RNA, 5052 nt
Organism: Diuraphis noxia (Russian wheat aphid)
Lineage: Eukaryota; Metazoa; Arthropoda; Insecta; Hemiptera; Aphididae
Biological process (GO): regulation of transcription by RNA polymerase II
Cellular component (GO): nucleus
Molecular function (GO): RNA polymerase II cis-regulatory region sequence-specific DNA binding; DNA-binding transcription factor activity, RNA polymerase II-specific
Source: RefSeq, a predicted model, not a curated record
AUGGCUUAUUUCACAGCUUUCCAACAUAUCUGUUGGACAUUCCCCUAUCCGCAACCUGGGGACGCGCCCGAUGGCAUGCACUUGCGCACAGACUAUAUUAUCAACCUCUGUGGGUUAAAUAUUAAGCUUAAGACACUCUCUGAGUUUCAUGGUAUUAUCAAUACCAUAUCAUAUUCUCUGUUUACGGUUAGAGGUAGUCCAUUAGAGUCCUCCUACAUGAAACAAAGUUCUGGCGAAGUUGUCGUACCCCAUCUACCAGAUUUAAAAUGUCUCCUUGUUUGGCAUCGAUGUUCAUUGACUGGCAAAACUGUGGCAGUCCAAUUGCUGGGUGGGGCGUGUUUCAAAAAUGUUGAUGACGAACAAAUAGUUACAUAUAAAUCCUCCAAUGACGCCACACAAUCACAGACAGUUUUUGUAUUGGGUCGUGGAUAUAACUCCAUAUUGGAUGUAAAAAAAGAAGUAUCAUUUAUUAAAUUUUCAGAAGAAGUUGUAAAUGAAUAUUCUAGAUCAAGUGAUGCAAGUGAAUUCAAUUACAAUUUGAGCUUACCAAAAAUGGAACAAUUCGAAGAUCUAGAUGACAAACAUCGUUUAAUUAUUGACAUUGGCUCAGAUGAAACAAUAUUAAAUGCACCAUUUGAGGAUGAUAGCCAAUCCCCGAGAGAUUCCUUUAUUGGUGACAGGAAAUCAGACGGUGAGUUAAGAAGCUUACAUUAUUCAUUAAAAUAUAAUGGCUUUGUUUUUUCAAAUAAUGGAACGGACACAGAAGAAUCUGUGGAUACUUUAUUUAUGAACUACAUUUUGAAUGAAGAUUCUGAAACAUGUAACGCAAGUGAAUUGAAUAAAGGUUUAAACAACGACAAAAAUGUCCAUUCUGUAGAAAAUCAGGACACUAAAAUAAGCGAAUUUAUYGACGAUGACGGCCAAUUGCCGAAUGUUGAGUGUUUGACCGAUGACGACAUUUUGUCCGCUGACAAACCACCCACUGACGUGCAAAAUGUCGGUGAACAUUUUGAGAUGGAUUAUUUUUAUAAUAUAAUCAAAAUUAAACACAGUGUAUUUCGUGUUAAUCUACACACUGAAGAUGAUAUUUUCAACUUCAUCCAAUUAUAUUCACAACGAACACAAACAAGUUGGCGCGUUUUAAAAUCCUUUAAAUCCAGAAAAUAUGACGUUUGCAAGAUCUUUGGAUGUCUUCAUAAUGGUUUGUUUAAACUUUUAAAAAAACAAGAUAAAAAUUUUAAAAUAAACAAAUUUGGGUGUCAAUCAGAGAUUGACAUAAAAAUCAAAUGCUCGACUAUAAGAGGAAAAAAAUGCGAUUCUUUUUUGAAAAAUGGUUUACCAGCAGUUGUGAGAUUUAAAAACAAACAUAACCAUUUAGUUUCUAAAGUCACAGAUCUACCCUUGUUGAAAUCCAUAACAGACAAUAACAUAAAAAUUACGCUUGAUAAUGGAUUUGAACCAGCAAAGAUAUUUCAAGCUUACCAAAUUGGAAAUAGCCCAAAUUUAAGUCCAUCGGCUGUCGAUACUUCAAAUUCAUCAGAGUCAGACGUUGAGGAUAAUGAAACCAAUAACCUUAGUACGUGUAACCCAAGCACAGAAAAUGAAUUCUUUAGUAAGUGGGAGGAUAUUAAAAUACAAUGCGAUAUCGUGCAGUUGAAACCCGAUGGACACCUCGGACCGGGAAAACAGAUCAUCAACAAUGGCGAAUGUACCGACGAUGAUGGUAUAUCCUAUAAGUUGGUUGACACAAGUUACAGUAAAGAAUAUUUCCGAAACCUAAAAGGCAUGAUUGCGGACCAUGAACAGACUAAAUGGCUAAGUGACAAAAUGACGACCAUUGCUGAUCAAGUCGGCCUUUAUAAAUGCUCGGGGAAAAAAUGCAAUGCAGUUUUCAGUCAAUGGAAAUUCUUCUUGUACCACAUAAACGUCCACUGUCAUAUUGCAAGAAAGGAUGAAGAAACACGCCAGUUUAUGACAUGCAUGUAUUGCUUCAAGUCGUUUGGUGUGAAUAACGUAAACGAAUUGACUAAACACAUCUUUGACGAUCAUAGUUUUUCAAAAUACUUCUGUCAGUACUGUUUGUACCGUGCCUACACGGCGUCUCAUGUUCUAAUUCACCAGUAUAUGAUUCACAACAAACAGAAACCUUCGAUAUUAGAACUCCAGGAUCUGGCAGUUUAUGGCACCAUAAAAGAAAUUGUAAAGGUGGUGGACUUUAACAAAUUCGUGUUGCGUUAUGUUUGUAACAUCGGAAACUGUGCAUUUUAUUCUUAUACGAAUAGUGAUUUCUUAUACCAUUUGAACCAGGAUCAUGAAAAUUGUGACCAAUUUUACUGUGACAUUUGUGAUAAACGCGAUAGAAGUGGAUUUGUGUCGCUCAAUCCGACAUCAUUCAUUAAACAUUUCAAUUUGCACAGUAUUAACACAUAUCAAUGUAUUUUCUGCUUGUUUGGUGCUGAAUUUAUCAAUCUGAUGAUUAUUCACUUAGCAAUGGAGCAUUUUGAAUAUGAACCUUUAUGCUUGGAGCGACGUCCGAUAAACGAUUUUUGUGACGGCAAAAAAAUUGAAAAUCUUAAAAUUUUAAAUAUAAAGAAAUGUAUACCUGCUGGUAUAAUCAAAAUUGUGAAUUCUAAAUCACAAAUAGAUCUUAAUACAGAAGUAAAUCAAAUUAACGAAAAAUGUCAAGCAGAUCUCAUUGACACUUGUACAAAUACAAAAAUAUUCAAGGUUGAAAAUACUACCCAGCUCUCAAGAAAAAGUACUAACACAGCUGUUUGCUCAUCAAAAAACACACUUAAACCGGCUAUUGAUAACAAAAAAAAUAUGGUUAUAUCUGACGUAACAAAAAAAAACGUUCCACAACGAAUUUCCAAAGUUUGGUCUUCAAUUGGAAAAAACAAAGAACAUUCAUCCCAACUCUUAAAUUAUGAUAUUACAAACUUAAGGUUUUCAUCCGACGAAUCAAUGGAUCAGUGCAAGUUUAAUUCUAAUAAAAAUAGUAAUAAAAUCAUCCCAGUAGGUAUUACGUAUCAAGAUCACUUGAAUAAUUGCCCUACAGAAACUCCCAUAGAGUGUACUUUCUGCUUAGCACAGUCGGAGUCGACAUUUGAUGUUGUUGAACUUCCAAAACUCAUCAUUUCGAACUGUUUUACAUGCACUUUUUGCAACUUGGAUUUACCAUCUAGUGUUAUUGCCAAGAGCCACGUAAAAGAAGUUCAUAAUAUUUCCAACAUCGAGUUCGUGCCUGUAGAUAUUAAUGCGACUGAUAUUAAGAAAGACCGUUUUCUGGUUUGCGAGGAUAAGGUUUUGAAACGACAAAAACGAGCAAACGAUAACAAAUUUUACUCUAAAGUCCUUAAUAAUAUGAAUCUCACCAGUAUGAAACGCUCUAAAGUUAUUAAUACACAUGAUGAUUCUCAAUCAACUACAACUGAGAUUAUUAAGAAUACCUUAAAACAGGAGAUUAAAUGUGAGCCGGAUGCAUCAGAACAACAACAGAAAACCACAAAAAGAAAACAUUCCAACGAGAGCAUAAAUAACGUCGCCGUCGUAGACUAUAAAAAAAAACCUAGCUGCCAUAGGUUAUACGAUACUAUUCCGCUAAGUAAAAUGGAUAAGUAUUUUACUCCUAAUGCAAUGGACAAAAUUCCACAAACACCAGUCUUCUUGAAUCCCAUAGGAUGUUUACUGUGUGAGUUCCACACAAAAUUGCGAUCUAAUCUAGUGUUACACUUGAACUGGCAUACAGUAGAACUAUAUAUGUCGGAUUUGUCGAAUAAACCAAUGCCUAUAGAUACUGCGUCCAAGCUUGUGAAUAAUCCAUCCUGCAGUUCAUUUGAAGUAAAACAAAAUGAAAAGAUAAGAACAGUUGAAUAUAGUGUAGAUGAUUUAAUAUUAAAAUCAACUACUGAAUCUUCAUCAUGCCAGCCAGGAAAUAAUUUUCCCCAGUUCGUUCCAAGAGAUAAGCUUUUUAAAUGUCCAUACGAUUGUAAUUAUAUUGGUGAGAAUAUGGAAAUUCUGGAGCGCCAUAUACGCCAUACAUAUGAUCAUCCAAAGUUUUAUUUUUAUAUAUGUCCACACUGUAGGCCAUCAAUUGUAAGGUUUAAAAGUCUAUAUGAUUUGGAGUCACAUUUUCAUUUUCAUGGUAUCGAUUUAUACAUUUGUCUGUAUUGUGAUUACAUUCAUUAUAAUCCUUURCAUAUAGAAUCACACCAGAAGAUAACACAUCAGCUUAGAACAAGCGAUAAUAAAUUCAAUAUAGUCACAAUUAGAAGUCAAAAUCUAGAUCAGCCAACAGGUGAAUGGAAAUGCAAUGCAUGUAUGUCUGGUAUCAAGUAUUCAACAACCCAAAUUUUUGCACACCUAUCAAUAGUUCAUAAAAUAUCAAACAUGUUUAAAUGCCUUAUUUGUAAAAAUAAUCACAGCAAUUAUGAAGCGUUAGAACAACAUUUCAAGUUGAGACAUCCGUCURUGGAAGUAAAGUAUUUGAACGAACAUUUUGAYAGAAUUAGUCCAGUUGGUGUAAAACUGCAAACAAAUGUCGAAGAGCAUGCUUCGAGUAAUGAGAAUCAUUUACUAAAUGUACUGGAAGCUUUUGACGGCGUCACUGAACCAACGCCUGCAUUACACACACUACAAGAAACUCCAAUAAAAUCGCUCGAUAUAUCAGGAUAUCAAAGGAAAAUAUUUGACAAACUUUCUGGCAAACUGGUCGAUUUAAAAUUUAUUUGUUCAAUGAUAAAAUGUGAAUGUCCCGUAUGUAACACGUUCGCAGAAAAGAAAAAAAGACCUUCCCGUGAAUUAUUAAAAGAAAUGAAUUGUACAAUAUGGAAAUGCUUAGAAUGCUUUUCGUUCAUUCAUUCAGCAGAAACAAUGGAAAUUAAUGUAAUAAAAUACAAACAAUUAAAGCAGAAAUUUAAGRAAAUUAAAAUUUCCAAAAAAAAGUGUUUGUUUGAUGGAAUAAUUGAAUUUCAAAAUAUACUUAUUCAUGAACUACUCAAAAGCAACUAUCAACAUGCCAAUUGUGAUGACCAAAACGRAACCGAAUUUUAA